CUCUCUGCAGGAAGUUAGUUCUCACUGAGCAUGCUCAGUUCCACCGUUGCAUGUGUGUCUGCCUGUUAAUGUUUAACUCAAGAGUUUGUGCUCAGAGUUUAGUCCUCGAGGAGCCUCAGACUCGUGCGCAAUGAGUUCAGCAGCGGGCGGCUCGUCUCUGCAGGUCCACGCGGUCCGGUUCGGCCCGGGUCAGGAGCUGCUGGGAUCUCUGCAGGCGUUCGUGGAGGAGAGGCGCCUCCGAGCGCCGUUCAUCAUCACCUGCGUGGGCAGCGUCACCAAGGCAACGCUCCGGCUGGCCAACGCCACGGCAGCAAAUACAAAUGAGGUGAUCCAGCUCAGCGGGCGGUUCGAGAUCGUCUCCCUGGUGGGCACUCUGAACCGGGACGCCCAUGUCCACAUCUGCCUGUCGGACGCCGAGGGCAAGACGGUCGGGGGUCACGUGCUGGGAGACCUGGAGGUGUUCACCACGGCCGAGGUGGUCGUCGGCGAGGCAGUCGGCCUGAGCUUCACCAGAGACAUGGACGAACAGACGGGCUUCCCCGAGCUCGUGGUUCAACCGAGAACAUCUGACAGCUGAAGGAAUAAAAACCAGAUCGACAAAGAUCACUCAUCCCGCUUGCCAUUUCCGGGUUAGCGCUCCACCAAUCAGAUUGGUCAUUGAGUCCGACUGACCGCCCUCCGACCCAGCAAGUCAGGUCGGCCAAAAUGAAGGCCAACGGCCCCUCCGACGGACGAUGGCACAGAACACACCAAACCGACUCCAGUCACCGACCUCACCAGACUGUCCCAUGGCCGAUUAUCAGGUUGGUGUGUCAGGGCCUUAAGGGGACACUGGAUUUUAUUUCAAGUCCGGUCAAGACCACAACUGACUUUUGAUUAUUUUAUCAAGGCAUUUCUCAUGAUACACUUGAGGCAAUA
This is a messenger RNA of Perca fluviatilis (European perch), 918 nucleotides long. RefSeq names its product bifunctional protein GlmU-like. The transcript has 4 exons. The record is from RefSeq and is a predicted model, not a curated record. The coding region runs from base 131 to 577 and encodes 148 amino acids. Lineage: Eukaryota; Metazoa; Chordata; Actinopteri; Perciformes; Percidae.